Messenger RNA from Fulmarus glacialis (Northern fulmar), 466 nucleotides. Its product is annotated as SH2 domain-containing adapter protein F-like. The record is from RefSeq and is a predicted model, not a curated record. The annotation marks the transcript as partial. The transcript is spliced from 3 exons. Lineage: Eukaryota; Metazoa; Chordata; Aves; Procellariiformes; Procellariidae. Gene Ontology annotation, molecular function: phosphotyrosine residue binding.
AUGGCCAAGCGCCGGUGCCUGGAAAGCCGUCGGCUGCCAGCAGCUGCUCUGCGGGGCUGCCAUGGUGCGGGCUCGGGGUCUCGGCUGCUGCUCUGGCUGCUGCUAGCAGAGCUUGUGCUGGCUGUCCUGGAGGACUACGCAGAUCCCUUCGAUGCGGCGCAGGUGGCUGGUAGCCAGGCAGGACUGGAGAAGGUGAUGGAGAACGAUGGAUACAUGGAGCCAUAUGAAGCCCAGAAAAUGAUGGCUGAGAUCCGCCAGAAGGGCUUACGGGAGGCUCCGGCCCGGCCGCUGCACCUCUACGACACCCCCUACGAGCCCGUGCUUGGAGGGCUGGACAUGGACAGUGACCGCCCUGCUUGCCCCAGACCCAGGGAGUCCCGGCUGCCCGAGGACGACGAGCGGCCACCUGAGGAGUACGACCAGCCCUGGGAGUGGAAGAAGGAGCGGAUCUCCAAAGCCUUUGCAG